AUGACAGAGGCUUGUGUUGACUUUAUUCCAACAAGAACAAAUAAGAUACCAAGUGCAACUGCAAAGAUAAAUGUACUGAUCAACUAUCUGUGGAAAAAGAAACAGGAGAUGGAUAUCAGCAUAUUCUUAGAAGAGCAAAAGCUCAUUCAACUGCAGUUCUACAUGUAUACAAGGCAAUGCCAACAUAUUAUGCGUGAAGACGGCAUUUUAAGCAGAGAAGUUCAAGGAGAAGAGUUGAGACUUCCUUUCACAAAAUACAGACAAUACUUUGUCUUUAAUCACAAUUACUUAAAGCUGUUAAUGAAUAUACUUGAGCUUUACACAACUCUGGAAUGA
This is a messenger RNA of Phycomyces blakesleeanus NRRL 1555(-), 336 nucleotides long. RefSeq lists its product as hypothetical. The transcript is spliced from 5 exons. NCBI's taxonomy places the organism in Eukaryota, Fungi, Mucoromycota, Mucoromycetes, Mucorales, Phycomycetaceae. The coding region runs from base 1 to 336 and encodes 111 amino acids. The record is from RefSeq and is a predicted model, not a curated record.